Ascochyta rabiei is the source of this 1302-nucleotide messenger RNA. RefSeq lists its product as uncharacterized. The record is from RefSeq and is a predicted model, not a curated record. Gene Ontology annotation, molecular function: hydrolase activity, acting on carbon-nitrogen (but not peptide) bonds, in cyclic amidines. Lineage: Eukaryota; Fungi; Ascomycota; Dothideomycetes; Pleosporales; Didymellaceae. The transcript has 2 exons. The coding region runs from base 1 to 1302 and encodes 433 amino acids.
AUGCCUUCUAAGCCACUGAGCAAGAUCACGCGUGUGCGCCUGCCAGGCAAGCGCCCUUCCGAGUUGUGGGACGUCGAGAUUCAGCAAGGUAGAAUAGCCUCGGUGGAACCACACGACAAGGCUACAUCUGGAUUCGACGAAGAAGAAGUUCUAGAAGGGUUCAACAGACUGAUCGCACCCUCGCUCUGUCAUGCUCACAUCCAUCUGGACAAGUGCUUCCUGCUACAAGACCCCAAGUACGAUGAUUUGCAGAUCGAGAGCGGCGACUUCAAGGAAGCCAUGGAGCUUACGAGUACUGCAAAAGCCAGAUUCGAAGAGGAAGACCUCCUGAGACGGGGCAGCCAGUUGAUCGAGGAAAGCAUACAGCACGGUGUCACCGCCAUGCGAGCCUUUGUAGAGGUAGACGGCGUUGUGCAACUCAAGUGCUUGCACGCAGGACUGAGUCUGCGAGAAAAGUUCAAAGAGCAAUGCAACAUCCAGAUCUGCGCCUUUGCCCAGCUGCCGCUUUUUUCUGGGGAGGAUGAUGGUGCAGAAGUCAGGAAGCUCAUGGAGGAUGCAGCGUCGAAGGAGGGUGUCGAAGUGCUGGGUUCAACGCCAUACGUCGAAGACGAUGAGAGCAAGUCGAAAGGCAAUGCCCGUUGGGUGUCGGCGUUGGCGUUGAAGAGCAAAAAGCACCUCGACUUACACCUGGACUAUUUCCUCGAGGAAGAUAAGCAACCCCUCGUCUGGGACGUCCUGAAGAUGCUCAAAGAGCAAGACUGGGCAAAGGCAGGCGGUAAACAGGUCACCCUCGGCCAUUGCACACGUCUGACACGACUUCACGAAAAAGAAUGGCAUCGUCUGCGGCGAGAGAUUGGGGAAUUAAGCGUGUCAUUCAUCGGGCUACCUACGUCCGACUUGCUCAUGAUGAGAACGCCAGAAAAUGUGCGUGGGACGCUGCCGAUCAUAGAACUGAUUAAACAAUACGGCUUCAACGCUGCAGUUUCGGCAAACAACGUAGGCAACGCCUUCACACCGCAGGGAAACUGUGAUCCACUAAGCAUCGCGCAACUUGGUGUGGGUCUCUAUCAGGCACCCACCAAGGAAGAUGUCCAGCUGCUUUAUGAAACCGUCUCGUCUCGUGCGAAGGCUGCUAUUGGCCACGAGUCUGCGACACUGGAUCUCAAACCUGGCGAGCCUGCAGAUUUCGUGCUAUUUGACAGCAUGGACAGCGGGUGGCGCUGCAGGAAGAGCAUUGCCGAAGUAGUGUACGACGCUGGCACUGUUCGACAAACAGUGUACCAAGGUCGGUCGACCACAUAA